CAGGGUAACGUGAACUGCACUUGCAUGCUGCGAUGCGCCUACCUUUUACCUACAAAUUUAACAAAGCUUUGUUAGUCGGCAUACGUAUGUGCAAGGAAAGCAUGCAUACUUGAAAAGCGAACCAAGUUUGUUGUUCAACAGCCGAUCCACAAAUAGUGUCAAACUCACACAAGGGUUUUGUUAAGCGCGCACACGACCCAAGUAUUCUAUUCCUAUUAGGCCGUUGAUAGUCCUGACAGCGUUUCUUGACUCGCGGCGGCAAACGCCGAAGUCGGACGGCUGAUGGCUCUUCGGAUACUAAUAUUUCUCACCGCUUGCACAGCAUGUUUGUCCAAGGCCAGUGGUGCAUGGAGGCAACCUAAGCUCGAUAGCUGUAUUCUGCAUCCGGACUUGGAAGCUCGAAUUGCCAAGGACGUUUCCAUAUGGUCAGACGGCGGCAUAUCGGAGGAAGUGGGCCUGUCGGUAGUUUCGUCUUGUGACCUGAACAAGAUGCCUCCAGACUUGAAGCCGGAGCAGAACUGCAACAAGGCACAGCGCAUUCUGGUGGAGAAUGGCACUGUGUACCUAACCAACAUUGCCAAUACGGUGCACAUGAGUCUUGAUGAGCGGAUAGGCUUCCUUGUAGAGCUGUAUCAAACUAGCCAGGAGUACAACCUCCCCAACGUGGAAUUCACGCACUGGUUCGAUGACAUCCCUUCUGGCUCCCUCGCGUUUGGGCCCGAUGGCAAAUCGCUGUGGCCCUUCCCGCCUGCCGGCUGCAUGCCGCCUGUGAUGGCCUGGAGCAAGUGGAAAGAGUGUUCGGUGUUGCUGGUGCCGAAUUCAGGACACUUUAGAUGCGUUCGGGAUGGCUUUGAUGAGUUGGAAGCUUUGCUAGAAAACAUUGCCACUAGCGUGCCCUGGAAUGAGAGGCUGCCGGUGGCGUUUGGCCGCUGGAGCAACUUCUGUCCACAUUUUCUUGAAAAGCUUACCACUGCUGAUGGUAAGCCGAUGAAGUGCCCACGAACACACUACGAGGAGCUCUCAAAGCAGCACUCGCAUCUCCUUGACAUGAGGGAUAGGAAGGAUGGUCACGAGCUCCCCAUACAGCAUCAAAACCGCUUCCGCUACCUGGUUUCCACGGACGGAUUGUCGGUCAGCUGCAAGCUGGAGAAGUAUUUGUUGCUUGGCUCUGCUCUCCUCAAGACCAACUCCAGCGUUUUCGCCUACUUCUACGAUGCCCUCAAGCCAUACGAGCACUACCUGCCCGUUAUGGUCAAAUCCAGUGACGACAUAUUGGAGAUGGUUCCGUGGAUGAGGGCAAAUGAUGAACGCGUGCAUGCGAUUGCUCAGAGAGGCCAGGAAUUUGCCCUUAACAACCUCCAUCGUGAGGCUCGGCUUUGCUACAUUUUCCGCUUAAUCAAGGAGCUGUCCAAGAAGAUGGGGUACAAGCCCACGUGCAAGCGCCGUGAGCUGUGUGUGCCUUUGGUGCAUGAGAUCAAAUUCCUGGCAGGGGAUAAGAGGACGUCCAUGAGAUGCGAGUACCAGUCCGUGCUGUCACGAUUUGGAAACUCCGAUGACGCGGUUGCCACCGGGCGCCGGGCUAAAGAGUACGACUUCAAGGAUUUGGGGCGGCUGCAUGAUGGGGGUAACGCCUGGCCACGUGACGAUCUGCUAAAAGACAAGCCAUGAAGGUAGGGGCCCCAGGCCUCUACCCUUCCUUAGAAGUGACUGUCCGCAAAAAGAGAAAACGGUUGCCCUUAGGUCAUUUGACUCUGGCAUCAUGUCUUUAUCCUUGUAUUGUUUCAUCUGUUAUCAUAUCAUGUUGUGUUCACCAGCUGUGGCGUGCACACUAGUACGGGCAAGUUAAGUGGUAGGGCUUGCGAAAUUCCCGUGAUUCUGGCACAUCUUGCCAUCAUUUGUUUUCGGAGGGGCCUGCAAGUUGUCCCUUGUAGCUCUUUAUACGUUGUGGCCCUUGUCGGGGACCCGGGUGAUGAAUAGUGCUGUCCAAUGAAUAUUUCCUAUCUGCGUCAUACAGCUAUCGUGUUCAUGGGCUUAAGGAAAGACCGAACAUUUGUUGCUUAUCAACUGCCGUGAAUCGUCCUCAAGUGUAUGUAUGUCACGGAGCAGAACGUGCUUUUUGGCCUGCCCUUGGUUCUAGGCGCUCCGAUAGGCCGCGCCGUGGAAGCAAGGGAAAAGCCUUAGGGAACACCGGGACUUAAGGUCCCAGCAAAAUUUCCUGUUUAGGUAACAUAGCAGACGAAGCCAUAUCAUUGUAACUUUUUGCAGACUAUUACUAAAUGUAAGCCACGGUACCAUGGAGAACAGUUGUUCGAACACACAGACAACAUGGUUAUGGGGCAUGAACAUAAAGUUGGUGUUAAGUGGUGCUACUGUGAAUGUUCGGAACAACAACCGAAUGUGUUUCCCUGUUGUCUGUUGUUAAGGUGCAACGUUGCUGUUCAGAAAGGCGCUGUCGUACACGUGCUUUCUUACAGUGGCUGUUUGGCAUCCCUUGUUCAUCACGGAUAGUCGUUGUAGUUACAAGUAAGGCCCGCUGUGGGCGGGAGGUACCCGCAGCUCGGCAAAAGGACGACACGUAUGUGGGCGUGCAUACCGUAAGAGUGGUGUGAAGUUGCGGAUGAGGGAGGUGAGGAAGCCGGCGAAGAUACAGUGUUACAUGCAACAGUUUUGACAAGUCGAGAUAUUCGUAGUAAAGUAUAAUAGAGGCCUGCGCGCAUGGCUGCAGCUACGUCUGGAUCUUUGUAGCCACCGCAUGGAUUACUAAGGGCUCUGGCACCGUUGGCUCUGCCCCCAUACUUCUCGAUUGCCGCACGGUCCACCUGAGCCAUCGGGUUCACGUGGACAGCCCAAUCCGCAUCUUCAGGCACGGCGCCUGCCGCACCUUGGCAGGAGGCCUGCUAGGGUACUUAUGUAAUUACGAUAUUUUA
Messenger RNA from Astrephomene gubernaculifera, 2927 nucleotides. The record is from the annotation of a GenBank genome assembly. NCBI's taxonomy places the organism in Eukaryota, Viridiplantae, Chlorophyta, Chlorophyceae, Chlamydomonadales, Astrephomenaceae.